UGCAGCCGGACCUCGAGCUAGCCGACCGGCCUCAGCUACGAGCGGAACGGCGGCAGCCGCCACCCUCAGGAGACCAUCAGAUCACCUCUUCCCGCGGCCUCGGUAUGGCGUCCUACGGAUCAGGCUGCGCGCGGCCAAUGUGUAUUCCUCCAUCAUAUGCUGACCUUGGCAAAGCUGCCAGAGAUAUUUUCAACAAAGGAUUUGGUUUUGGGUUGGUGAAACUGGAUGUGAAAACAAAGUCAUGCAGUGGUGUGGAAUUUUCAACAUCUGGUUCAUCUAAUACAGAUACUGGUAAAGUUACUGGGACCUUGGAGACCAAAUAUAAAUGGUGUGAGUAUGGUCUGACUUUCACAGAAAAAUGGAACACUGAUAACACUCUGGGAACAGAAAUUGCUAUUGAAGACCAGAUUUGUCAAGGUUUGAAACUGACAUUUGAUACCACUUUUUCACCAAACACAGGAAAGAAAAGUGGUAAAAUCAAGUCUUCUUACAAGAGGGAGUGUAUAAACCUUGGUUGUGAUGUUGACUUUGAUUUUGCUGGACCUGCAAUCCAUGGCUCAGCUGUCUUUGGUUAUGAGGGCUGGCUUGCUGGGUACCAGAUGACCUUUGACAGUGCCAAAUCAAAGCUGACAAGGAAUAACUUUGCAGUGGGCUACAGGACUGGGGACUUUCAGCUACACACUAAUGUCAACGAUGGGACAGAAUUUGGAGGAUCAAUUUAUCAGAAAGUAUGUGAAGAUCUUGACACUUCAGUAAACCUUGCUUGGACAUCAGGUACCAACUGCACUCGCUUUGGUAUUGCAGCUAAAUAUCAGCUGGAUCCCACUGCUUCUAUUUCGGCAAAAGUCAACAACUCUAGUUUAAUUGGAGUGGGCUACACUCAGACUCUGAGGCCUGGUGUGAAGCUUACAUUGUCUGCUCUGGUAGAUGGAAAGAGCAUUAAUGCUGGUGGCCACAAACUUGGCCUUGCCCUGGAGUUGGAGGCUUAAUCCAGCUGAAAGAAAUCUCUGACGUUGGAUAUCAGAAGAUUUGGCCUUAACAUAUUUCCAGUGUGACCAGCAGGCUCUCUCCCCUCUCCCUCCCCUUGAAGGUGAUCAAAAACCAGAUGAUCUACAAACAAGAGCUGUAUUUUAAAUAUUUAGACAGUUACUUGUUAGCUGGUUUCUAGUUGGAUUGGUUAUCUAGUUACCAAUACUGCAGAUGAGCAGUCACCUAUACAUUAUUUAAAUGUAUUUAACUGUUAAAUGCGCUACCCACCAAUAAUGAAAUAGACCUUUAUGAAAACUGCAGUCGUGUGCAUGUUUGUUUUUAUGUUCCUUUUAACAUUGAAUAUUGCCAUUGAAUAAGAUGGAUCAGUGGAUGUUAUGAGGUCUAAAAAUUUUUUUGUUAAAUCCAGCCAUCUAAUUAGGAUUACUUUUGGUAUCUCCAAACGUUACAAAUUAUGAAUAAAAUAAGUAUAUAUUA
Molecule: messenger RNA, 1464 nt
Organism: Condylura cristata (star-nosed mole)
Lineage: Eukaryota; Metazoa; Chordata; Mammalia; Eulipotyphla; Talpidae
Gene: VDAC2
Product: voltage-dependent anion channel 2
Exons: 10
Coding region: 105-989 (294 amino acids)
Biological process (GO): monoatomic anion transmembrane transport
Cellular component (GO): mitochondrial outer membrane
Molecular function (GO): voltage-gated monoatomic anion channel activity
Source: RefSeq, a predicted model, not a curated record